Saccharomycopsis crataegensis is the source of this 1323-nucleotide messenger RNA. RefSeq names its product phosphatidate cytidylyltransferase (gene CDS1). Gene Ontology annotation, cellular component: endoplasmic reticulum membrane. Bases 1 to 1323 code for a protein of 440 amino acids. The record is from RefSeq and is a predicted model, not a curated record. Gene Ontology annotation, molecular function: phosphatidate cytidylyltransferase activity. The transcript has a single exon. NCBI's taxonomy places the organism in Eukaryota, Fungi, Ascomycota, Saccharomycetes, Ascoideales, Saccharomycopsidaceae.
AUGCCAGUGAAGGAAUUGAAAGACCUACAGGAAAAAGCUGUAACCGAAUCAGUAACAAAAUUGGAAAAAGCUGAAGAAAAGGCUGAAGAAAAGGCUGAAGAAAUGGAGGAAGAACAGAAGGAAGUCAAUGAGAAAUCUGCCGAGUACAAUAAAAAGAAGCAGAACUUUAUUGUACGUACCACCUGGACCCUUGUGAUGGUUCUCGGAAUGUUCAGUAUCCUCUUUCUCGGACCAAUAUGGGUCAUUGGUUUGGUUAUAGUUUUGCAAAUAUUGACAUUCAAAGAAAUCAUUGCCUUGUCCUCAAGACCAGCAAGAGAAAAGGAAUUACCAAUGAACAGAACUUUGAGCUGGUACUUUUUAUUGACUUCCUCCUACUACUUGGAUGGGGAAAGUUUUAUCCAUCAUUUCAAACAUUUUAUUUUUGUUGAUAAGUUUUUAUCACCAUUGGCUACAAAUCAUCGUUUUAUCAGUUACUGCCUUUAUGUGUUGGGUUUUGUUUUCUUUGUUGCCACUUUAAAGCCAGGCUAUUAUAAGAUGCAAUUCACCCAAUUGUGUGUCACCCACAUGGCUUUGAUUAUUGUUGUUUUCCAGGCUCAUUUGAUCAUUAGCAAUAUUCUCACUGGGUUAUUCUGGUUUUUGUUACCAGUUGGAUUGGUGAUUAUCAACGACAUUUUCGCUUACAUCUGUGGUAUUGCUUUUGGCAGAACUCAAUUGAUUGCUAUUAGUCCAAAGAAAACUGUGGAAGGCUUUGUUGGUGCUUGGGGCUUCACAAUUUUGUCUGGUUUCCUCUUGACAAGAAUUUUAGGCGAAUAUAAUUUCUUGGUUUGUCCAGUUGAGGAUUUGAGUAUCAGUGUCUUUUCUAGUACAGUUUGUGAGCACAACCCAGUGUUCAUUCCACAAUCUUAUAGAUUGCCACCGGUUUUGGGAGAUUUGAUCUCCCAAGACUUCAUUGUUUUGAAACCAAUUUAUUUCCACGCUAUUGUUUUGGCAACUUUUGCUUCAUUAAUUGCGCCAUUCGGUGGAUUCUUUGCGUCUGGUGUCAAGAGAACCUUCAACAUCAAGGAUUUCGGGGAUACUAUUCCAGGGCAUGGUGGUAUUACUGAUAGAAUGGAUUGUCAAUUCUUGAUGGGAUCAUUCUCUUACUUGUAUUAUGAAACUUUUAUUUCCACUCACAGAGUGACUGUCGGAUCAGUGUUACAAAUGGCCGUUAGUAAUUUGAGUACUGCACAAAUUAUCCAAUUGGUUAAUGCUUUACAAUUAUUUUUGCAUAACACGGGUGUCAUUGAUGCAGAGACAUACGCCAGUUUAUCAGAAACAUUGUGA